CACAGACCAGAGCAGAACCCCCCCUCUCUCUCUCUUCAAUCUUCAUCAGUUACAUAAAGAAGCACAAUAAGCAUAUAUAUAGAUAAAGCUAUAAUCCUUUCAGUUUUCUAAAUCCUCCUUCCUGACCAUUUCUUCUCUCUCUCUCUCUCUCAAUGGUUAAACAAACACGAAAAAACCAUUGGAAAAACAGACUACAUUCCGAAGGGAAACGAUGACGCCCAGAGCGAUUCCAUCAUCACAGCAACAAUGGCGGCGGCUCGUUCAAAUCGAUCGCCAACCCACGUCUUAAAACCCCAAAAUAACCCGCCUGAACCUCACUAACCGGCGCCCGAACCCUGCCGUACUCAUUGUUUACCGGCGACUUUUGUAAAGGGGAAAGGGGAUGGCUGCGGAGAUGAGAUGAAGAAGUGUUGUGCCGUACAAUGGAAGCCCUAGGGGAUAACUGGACAAGAAUGGGGCAAGGGCAGUAUUGUUAUUUCACCUGGAAGGCUGUGGGGUACAGAGACCAAAACGACAUCGUUUCGGCUAACUUUUUUGAAAACAAGAAAGGUUCAGAUAUCUGGAACCAGACUUCCUUUUGAACCAAAAAAAAAGAAUUUUAAGAAAAAGGGGAACGACCCUGUACUGUCCCCUCGAGCCGGCCCAGAAACAAAGAGAGAAGAAAAGAUUCGAAACCCAAUCCUCAAGCACAAGCUAUAAAUAAACGGCCAUUCUCUCUUGGUUGGUUGGUUGGUUUUAGUGAUAAGCCAAGAAUGGCCACUCUCUUCUCUCUCUCUCCAUCUCCUCCAUUUUCUUCUUUCCUUUCACCUGUUGUAAAGACCCCAUCAUUCCAAAAAAGACCCCAAAAAACCCUCCACUGCACUGCAAGACCCCUCUCCGUAACCUCCAAUAUCCUCUCACCUGAACCCGACCCACUGCCGCCGGCCGUCCAAACCUUCUGGAAAUGGGUCUCCGGCGAAGGCCUCAUAUCCUCCAAAAAGUGUCCGGUGAAGCCGGCUAUCGUGCCGGAAGGCCUGGGACUGGUGGCUCAGAGGGACAUUGGGAGAAACGAGGUCGUUUUGGAGGUGCCCAAGAAGUUCUGGAUAAACCCGGAUACGGUAUCGGCUUCAGAAGUUGGGAGUGUGUGUGGUGGGUUGAAGCCUUGGAUUUCUGUCGCCCUGUUUCUCAUCAGAGAGAAGAAAUUGAGGGAGGAGUCUAUGUGGCGGUAUUACCUUGAUAUUCUUCCCCAGUUCACUGAUUCUACUAUAUAUUGGUCAGAAGAGGAGCUCUCUGAAAUUCAAGGAACUCAGUUAUUAAGCACGACAAUUGGUGUGAAAGAAUAUGUGCAGAGUGAAUUUGAAAAGGUGGAAGAAGAAGUCAUACUUCCUCACAAGAAGCUUUUCCCCUUCCCUAUAACAUGUGAUGAUUUUCUGUGGGCAUUUGGGAUUCUCAGGUCAAGAGCAUUUUCUCGCCUUCGUGGACAAAAUCUUGUUUUGAUCCCUAUCGCAGACUUGAUAAACCACAACCCCAGCAUAACAACAGAGGAAUAUGCAUGGGAAAUCAAAGGAGGUGGACUUUUCUCUAGGGACGUUCUAUUUUCUUUACGGUCCCCAGUAUCAGUGAAGGCUGGUGAGCAGGUAAUGAUACAAUACGAUCUCGACAAGAGCAAUGCUGAGUUGGCUCUGGAUUACGGAUUCAUAGAAUCAAGGCCAGAGCGCAAUGCAUAUACCUUAACACUACAAAUAUCUGAAUCAGACGAGUUUUUUGGGGACAAGCUGGACAUCGCUGAAUCAAAUGAUCUAGGUGAAACUGCUUACUUUGACAUCACUUUAGGCCAGUCUCUUCCACCCAAGAUGAUUCCAUAUCUACGGCUGGUAGCACUUAGGGGAACGGAUGCUUUUCUCCUAGAAUCGAUAUUCAGAAAUGCUGUUUGGGGCCACCUUGAAUUGCCCAUAAGUCAUGCCAAUGAAGAGCUCAUAUGCCAAGUUGUCCGAGCUGCUUGCAGCUCUGCUCUCUCUGGCUAUCAUACCACCAUUGAAGAGGAUGAGAAAUUGAUGGAAGGUUGGAAUCUUGACCGAAGGCUUCAGAUAGCAGUUGGGAAUCGAGCAGGAGAGAAGAAGGUGCUGCAACAAAUAGAUGGAAUAUUCAAGGAGAGGGAAUUAGAACUGAAUGAGUUGGAAUAUUACCAAGAAAGGAGGCUCAAGGAUCUUGGCCUAGUUGGGGAGCAAGGUGAUAUAAUAUUCUGGGAGCCGAAGUAGGAUAUCUUUCGACGUUUCAGACCUGUUCCUGGUUAAAAAGGGAGUGAUUAAAACUCAGAAUGCAACUCUUUAAGGUAGAAAGUGGAUCUUUCAAGGCCUGGAGAAAAAGUAACAGCUGAUGAACAUCCCAAUCAGAUUAUCUCCAAGGUUCAGAUGUGGCUCCGGCUUAGUUACAUUUUUGGAAAGCGGCAAUUUCACUCGUGCUUUGAGCGUAAACUGGGGAUGUCCUUUUGCGUUUCAGCGGUAAAGAAACGAAGGACAAGGAACUUAUAAGCACGUAUGUGACUCAAAGCAUUUGGAUUUUCCUUUAUUUCUGUACCAGCUUUGCAUUUUACAAAAUCUGUCAGAUUGCCAUGUUUAGAUUCUUGCAAGGGUAUCACGGAUCAAGAUGCCCUCGUGUGAUUCAAGCUGUUCAUUUUUUGAUAAUCCAAGCUACAACUGUUAGGGUUCAAA
Messenger RNA from Rhododendron vialii, 2690 nucleotides. Its product is annotated as ribulose-1,5 bisphosphate carboxylase/oxygenase large subunit N-methyltransferase, chloroplastic. Gene Ontology annotation, molecular function: [ribulose-bisphosphate carboxylase]-lysine N-methyltransferase activity; protein-lysine N-methyltransferase activity; protein binding. The record is from RefSeq and is a predicted model, not a curated record. Gene Ontology annotation, cellular component: chloroplast. NCBI's taxonomy places the organism in Eukaryota, Viridiplantae, Streptophyta, Magnoliopsida, Ericales, Ericaceae. The transcript is spliced from 6 exons. Bases 753 to 2237 code for a protein of 494 amino acids. Gene Ontology annotation, biological process: peptidyl-lysine monomethylation.